This is a messenger RNA of Gaeumannomyces tritici R3-111a-1, 1584 nucleotides long. Its product is annotated as FAD binding domain-containing protein. NCBI's taxonomy places the organism in Eukaryota, Fungi, Ascomycota, Sordariomycetes, Magnaporthales, Magnaporthaceae. Gene Ontology annotation, molecular function: flavin adenine dinucleotide binding. The transcript is spliced from 3 exons. Bases 1 to 1584 code for a protein of 527 amino acids. The record is from RefSeq and is a predicted model, not a curated record.
AUGAAGUCGCAGGCUCUGUCCGCCGCCAGCUUGACGGCUCUGCUUGCUGGCACCGCCUCCGUCGCGGCCGCCGGCUCGCGUGCCGCCACGCCGGACCAAUGCGUGCGUUCCAUAUUCCUUCCCUGGCUCUGCCCUCUUGACCACUCGCUGGUCCCGCAGCAGUACGGCCCUCACGGUAAUGCCGCUCUCUCUUCGUCUCACCAGCGGCCGAGUACGCGGCGCAGCAGGCGACCUACUGGUCCCUGGACAACGCCCUCCGCGCCCCCCGAGUGCAUCGUGCUCCCGCGGUCGGCCGCCGAGGUGGCCGCGGCCGUCAAGGCGCUCACCACGGGCGGCAACGCCCGCUGCACGCCCAACUGCCAGUUCGCCGUCCGCAGCGCCGGCCACAUGGCCAACGCUGGGGCGAACAACAUCCAUGCCGGCGUCACUAUCGAUCUGGGCUACAUGAACUCGACCGUCUACAAGCCCGAGCAGAGCAUCGCCUCGGUCGGCCCCGGCGCUCGCUGGGGCUCCGUGUACACGGAGCUUGCCAAGAGCGAGGUCAUGGUGGCGGGCGGCCGCGCCUCAACCGUGGGCGUGGGGCGGCCUGCUGCUCGGCGGCGGCAACUCCUUCUACGCGGCCGCGUGCGGCUUCGCGUGCCACGGCGUCGCCAACUUCGAGGUCGUGCUGGCCGACGGCUCCGUCGUCGACGCCAACCGCACCUCCAACCCAGACCUGCACUCGCGCCCUCAAGGGCGGCUCCAGCAACUUUGGCAUCGUCACCCGCUUCGACCUCGACCCUCUGGGGCGGCACCGUCGGGUGGGCGGACGCGGGCUCGGCCGCGGUCAUCAAGGCCAUGAAGAACUUUGCCGACUCGGCCGGCGACCACCAGGACUCGAGCUCCAUCGACUUCUGGACCUUCACCCAGGGCUCGGGCGCCACCGAGCCCAUCGUCAUCGCCGCCCUGCACAGCACGGCCGGCGUGCCCGCCGCCGCCCCGCAGUACAGGGAGUUCCUCUCCAUCCCCAACAACAUCAGCUACGCCAUGCGCAAGGACUCCCUCGUCCGCUUCACCGACGAGCUCGAGGUGCCGCGCGGCAGCUACAACUCGUGGCAGGCGCUCGCCUUCAAGAACGACGAGGCCGUCAUGGCCUUUGCCAUCGACUCGUACAAGCAGCUCAUGAAGGAGUUCGAGGCGGAGACCGGCCCGUCGCUCGGCUUCACCACCCAGGCCAUGUUCCAGCCCCUCUCGGCCCACCAGUUCGCCCAGGCCGCCCGCUCCGGCGGCAACGUGCUCGGCCUCGCCGACCACACCGAGACCCUCAUCAUGUUCCUCGGCAUGACCGCCUACAAGGACCAGGCCAAGAAGGCCUACGUCGACCGCAAGAUGGCCGCCUGGGUCGCCUCCAUCAAGGAAUUCGCAAAGAGCAAGGGUGCCGACGACGAGUACCUCUUCCUCAACUACGCAGGCCUCAACCAGAGCCCCUUCAAGGGCUACGGCGAGGCGAACCUCAAGUUCAUGCGCGACGUCGCCGUCCGCUAUGACCCCAAGCAGGUCUUCCAGAACCGCGUCCCCGGCGGCUUCAAGCUCAAGAACGCCUAG